Messenger RNA from Armigeres subalbatus, 2022 nucleotides. RefSeq lists its product as uncharacterized. Lineage: Eukaryota; Metazoa; Arthropoda; Insecta; Diptera; Culicidae. The transcript has a single exon. The record is from RefSeq and is a predicted model, not a curated record. The coding region runs from base 1 to 2022 and encodes 673 amino acids.
AUGACCAGACAGCUGUCGUUCCAAGACGUCAUGAAGGAUCUCGACGUAAAAAUGAAUAAACUGAAAUGUUCUGCAAAGGUAAGCAAGACAAGGAAGGAGAUCGAUCCUGGGGAAGGUGUAUCAACGGCGAAUCGGACUCCACUGCCGAUUGGAACGCUAACGGAACAAAACCUGAAACAAAUUAAGAAGGCAUUGCACAAUGCAUCUGCAGAAAGCGAUUCGGGUGACAUCGACGGUGAUGUUGAUGAAAGCGACGCAUCUAUAAAAGAAUCUGACGUUCCGUCGACCGGAAAAGCAAGAAAGAAGAGGUUUGGUGACAAGGCUAGAUGCAGCUCCAACAGUUCGAACCAACACAAUUUGUGGCUGGAGCAGCAACAAAUCAGACCAACCGCAAGAAGUGGUAUAUGUAGGAAACUUCCUAUUUUCUCUGGCAAGCCGGAAGAAUGCUCGUUGUUCUACGGAUCGUACCAAGCAUCGAAUGAAGCCUGUGGUUACACUGUUAUCGAGAAUCUGGUGCGCCUACAGGAAUGCUUAAAAGGUCCGGCUCUUGACAUGGUCCGAGGACAACUACUCCUUCCAAAAUCGGUACCUAAGGUAAUAACGAAGCUGCGACAACUAUACGGUCGACCGGAACAACUUCUACAGAGUCACCUAGAAAAGAUUCGUAGUCUGGAACCACCGAAAGCAGGCAACCUAGCUAGUUUUAUUCCAUUUAGCACUAUGGUCGAGCAGUUAUGUGAACACUUGGAAGCGGCAGAUCUCAAGCAGCAGUUGAUGAAUCCAUUGUUAAUUCAAGAUCUGGUAGAUAAACUCCCAGAUAAUGACAAACGCGGAUGGGUGCGUUUCAAGCGCGGAAAAAAGAAGGUGACACUCCGAACGUUCACGAAUUUUUUAUCAGAAAUCGUGACAGAGGCAUGCGAAGCGAAUAUCGGUCUCGAAUACAAACCUUCGGAUGACGGACGUUCGGCAGCCGGGAAUACCAGAACAAGAGGAGCGUUGUUCAAGCACAGCAAGGGAGAGAGUCAAUCGAGAAGUCCGUCCGCUGACGAUGGAAGGUGGAGAAGCUUGAACCCUUGCAGAGUGUGCAAUCGAACGAAUCACCGACUGCGUCACUGCCAAGACUUCAAAAAUCUAACAUAUUCGUAUCGGAUGAAAGUGGUUAAGCACUGGAAGCUCUGUCAGGUGUGCUUGAACAUGCAUGGGACAACACAAUGCAAAUUCAAGCUGCGCUGCCAUGUUGGAGAUUGUCGUCAGGAACAUAAUUCCCUCUUACAUCCAGUGGACGAAACGGUCGGAAUCACAGCGCAGUUUCAGACAGACAGUCCGAAGUUCCGAAUGAUUCCGGUACGCCUGCACCGUGGAGAGAAGUCGAUCACCGCACUAGCGUUCUUAGAUGAGGGCGCUUCGGUGGCACUUAUUGAACAAAAACUCGCAGACCGCUUGGGAGUAGUCGGUGUCCAGGAAAAGCUUACAAUUCAGUGGACGGCCAACAUAGAACGAGUGGAACGAAAUUCUACGCGUGCGAAUAUAUGCGUGUCGGGGAUUGAAGCAAAAAGCAAUAUGCUAUUGAGUACAGUUCACACGGUUAACAAGCUUAUGCUGCCAGCACAAUCGUUGGAUGCCAAAGAAUUAAGUUGUCAGUACAGCCAUCUACAAGGAUUGCCUAUUUCCUCCUACAACGAACGACCAGAGAUGCUGAUUGGGUUAAACAACUUACAUACUUUCGCUCCACUUGAAUCCAAGAUUGGAUCAGCGACGGAUCCGAUAGCCGUGCGAUGCCGACUUGGAUGGACGGUGUAUGGACCCAAACAAUCGUCGACUGAAGCAGCAGUUACAGGAUAUGCUAACCAUCAUGAAGGCUUCAAUAGAACUGCGCGAUGUGUACAAGCGUUUCGACGAUCACCAAAGUUGUUUAAGAAAAAUAAAUUGUUACGCGGGACCGACGAACGAGUUGGACAGGCAGUUGUAUGUGCAGCUCGAGGAGUGCAUCAGCAUGCGGUAUCCAAUUUGACGAUGAUGUAG